CACAAGGUCACUUCGUCAGGUAGAUUCGAAAUAGCCCGCGUGAUGGAUUUGACGAUUUUGUCUGCUCCAGAUGAAUGCCUGCCUUGUGAUCCUGAGUGUUUGCUAAUAUUUUGCUACAUCAGGUUGAAAGGGGCACGUAUGAACAUAAAGAUGAAGGUACCUGAUCAGUUUACUGUUGAGAGCUUCCCAGUUCUCAGUCAUGAUAAUAAGGAUUACCACAGAAUCCCAAUUGUCCUAACGUAUUUGAGGAAAGAAAAUUAUGGCUUAGAAUAUGACUUAUCUGACAUUGAGGGUGUUCAGUUGUGUGCUUUAAUUUCAACUAUAGAACGUCGUUUAGCUCCUGCUAUUAAUUGGUUCCUAUGGGGUGACGAUUUUGUUUAUACUAAUUUCACUAGAAAAAUGUAUUUUGGAUCAAUUGGACUUAUUAAACAGUUAUAUAUUCCUUAUAUCUGGCGUAACAAAAAGUUAAAUAAGGCAAAGUCUUCUCAGUUAGUUAUUUGUCUUAAGAAUAUGUCCGAUUCAGAAAUAGGCGAGUAUUUAUAUUCACUGGCCAAACUGUGCAUUACAUCACUUGCUUACAUUUUGGGUGAAAAUACAUAUUUUAUCGGCGAUCGACCAACUGCAGUCGACGCUUAUGUGUUUGCAUUUAUGUGGCCCUUAUUAAUGUAUGAAUCACAGCAUGGUGAUUCUAAUUGGUGGGAUAUCGACUACAACUCGUUAUCAUCAACUUGUUUACAAUCAGGUUCACAUCAUUUAAUCACACAUCUAUUACAAUGUCCUAAUCUAAUUAGAUUUUUUAAGAACAUCUCAUCGAAAUACUUUCAGAAACAUACAAAAUGUUUUAGAAAAGAAAAAUCUUCAGUUAUCGACAAAUCAGUUGUAUCUCAUCCGAUUCGUGAUUGUAUUCUCUGGGGUACUGGAGUAGUUGGUUUAUUUCUAACUUAUGCUUAUUGUUCAAAUAAUCUACGGAUUUUACAAAGGUUCCACAGAUCUCGAUCAACCUAAGUGCUAACUACAGUCGCUACUGUUAUUUAUUGUUUUAUAUUCCCUGAAUUGUGUGUAUUAUCUCGCAUUUCUCUCUCCAAAUAUCCUUCCUAUUCUCGUAAAUCUUCUUGAACCCAUUGUCAAUUCACACAAUUUUCUACCCUUCCGUUUUAAAAAUCUCGAUUCUGUAUGAUUUUACAACUUUCCGAUUGCAUAUGUGAAUAUUACUACUUCCAGUACCUUUUUUGUUCCUAUGUCAUCCUGGUUGUUCUCCUUGUUCUAGUGUUAAUACAAAGAGAUUUGUUUAUACAUUCUUACCUGAAAUGAUGGUGAUGUGUUCUCUGAACUAUUUAGUUUAAUUACUGAGAAGAAUUAGGCUCUAAAGAUGUCCGAAAUAAAAAUUAAUGAAAGCUCAAGCUCAGAGAACACAUUAAGUUGUUGUCUUUGACUGUUUGUUAUGCAUUUCUUAAAAGCUUCCUCUCUAUCAUUAUCUUAUGCUUGUUUUUAUCACAAAACAUUCAUUGUUACAUCCCUUCUCAAUGCCAGGCAUAAUCAUUAGCAGUAGUAAAAAUGUGUCAGAGAUGAAAAGAAUGUACGGUAGUUUUUGUAUUACUUUAGUGCACUUUUGUAAAUAUAGAUCUUUAUAAUUUUUAGAACACUUGUUUACUCUUAAUUUCCUGGGUUAAUAUUGUGGUAUAGCAUUGUAGGCCGAUGCACACGUUUGUCAACUGUUUGAACGUUGAUUAUAACUGACUGUUUAAACAGUGUAUUUUGUCAAGUAAAUUGGCUGAAAGCUUGUUAAGGCAUCAGGUAUUUCCAGUAGUUGUGGUUCAGUCAUGAAGAUUAGUUAAAAACAGUGAGAAAGGCGGAAAUCAUAUUUAUUGCCAAAAGACUUAAUUUCAAUUUUAUCGAGAAAGUAAUUUAUGCAACUUGACUAUACGAUGGAUAAAUAUUUGAAGGGAUCUGUCUAUGGUUCGGAGCAGCCCCCAAAUGCCCUGGUACGGUCGAGAGUGAGGAGAGUUCGCUCUUCCUCUCGAAACGCCCUCACAUGACGACGCCUAUAUAGCCUCUGCUAGGGAAGUC
Molecule: messenger RNA, 2067 nt
Organism: Schistosoma bovis
Lineage: Eukaryota; Metazoa; Platyhelminthes; Trematoda; Strigeidida; Schistosomatidae
Source: the annotation of a GenBank genome assembly